UAUGCGAAUUAUACAAAUGCAAAAACUGUUGCGGCCCUUGCGGACAAUCAAAAGGAGAUAGUAGAAACUUUGACAACCCAGCAAAAUAAAUCAAUACAAAAAUUAAAUAAUGAUAAUGUGAAGCUUAUUAAAUCUAUAAGUAAUGAUCAGACAAAGACUGUAAAAAAUUUAACCAGUUCACAUGAGAAGACCGUCAAGAAUCUAAGCAGUAAUCACAAAGAAGUCAUCAAGAAUUUAAGCGAUAAUCAAACAAAGGUGGUGAUGGGGUUGAGUGGAAAUCAUGCUGAUGUUGUAAAAACUAUGAAUAAUAAUAAGGUAAAAAAAUCAAAAGAUACGCAUGAUGCGUAUGGAAAGAUUAUUGACUCCAUGCAGACCAACUAUAACAAGAGGUUACAGAGUCAAGACGAUUUGAUUAGAAUGCUGGCCAUUAGUAAUAUUAAUGUGACAAAUAAGUUGCUAGACCAUGUGACUAGUACUAGUAAGGCAAAAAGUGCCUUGGGGGAUAAUAUGAAAACUUUAAAACUUUUGAAUAAGGAGCAAACACAG
Molecule: messenger RNA, 546 nt
Organism: Dentiscutata heterogama
Lineage: Eukaryota; Fungi; Glomeromycota; Glomeromycetes; Diversisporales; Gigasporaceae
Source: the annotation of a GenBank genome assembly